Orbilia oligospora ATCC 24927 is the source of this 1101-nucleotide messenger RNA. RefSeq lists its product as uncharacterized. The record is from RefSeq and is a predicted model, not a curated record. Lineage: Eukaryota; Fungi; Ascomycota; Orbiliomycetes; Orbiliales; Orbiliaceae. The transcript has 2 exons. Bases 1 to 1101 code for a protein of 366 amino acids. Gene Ontology annotation, biological process: peroxisome fission; regulation of peroxisome size. Gene Ontology annotation, cellular component: peroxisomal membrane.
AUGGACCAACAGACACCCCCAAGAACACCAGUGUUGGAGGGCAGUACUCCGGACGAUGAAAUAAAGAAACACCAAACUGAUGGUAUUACUAUCACGGGGUUGGGUAUAAUUGGAUCCGGACAUGUGCUUGCUCCUUCAAAAGAUCUGGAAUUAUCAACCUCUAUCAAGGCCAUCGUCAACUCUGAGGCUGCGGCGAUGGCAUCAGCGGGGCAACUGGUUUUUCCAAAGGCGGUUUUAUACGGGAAGACAAUAAACAGAGUUGUCAAACUCCUUCAAAGCGCAAAUGGCCUCGACAAAAUCGUUCGCACAAUACAAUACACCUCCCGUCUUAUAGCGCAUAUAAUGCUCCUGAAAAACCUACACACCCCCACUACUUCUACCGCAGCAGCUGGUAUCCGUCGUCAAUUCGGACUGACGAGACGUCUCCUGCGUUGUUUCAACAAUAUUGGCCAAAUCAACGUCACGAUAAACCUCAUCCGCGAAGGCAGACAGAGGAUCAAUAAUGACUUUAUGGGAUACAUAUUAGAAUUGAUAGAAGGACUCGGGUAUACUGGAUUUGGUAUCGCGGACUCUUUGGGGUACUUACCUGAGGCGGGAAUUAUGGGAAUUCCGUACAAGGGAGUAGUGGAUAAACUGGCAUUUCACUUUUGGUUAUAUGCAUUAGUGGCAUCGAUAGUGGGAGGAUUAGUCAAGGUUAUGAGGCUUCGAAGAAGGCUAGGAAGAUAUAACUCGAUUUUCCCUACCGUGGAGCAGGCAACUAUCGAAUCUACGAGCCAUCAGGUUGAAUCAAUAAACGAGAACGAGAACGAGAAGGUACAAAUACUGCACAAAAUGCAGGAGCUACCACCGACACCACCAGAUUCGCCGAUACCCGCGACCCAAGUAUCUGUCAAUGAUGCUGCUCUUUCGGUGGUUAAGGGUCUAGAGGAACAACAGUUCAAUACUGGGCUUAACGUUAUUGGGAAUGCAGCGGAUAUUAUUUUCCCGCUUGCCGCUUUGAAGGUUAAAGGGUUUAGUGCCUUUAGCGAUGGUGUUAUGGGGUUUGCAGGUUGCAUUAGCAGUGCAGUUGGUAUGAGAAAGGCUUGGAAGGCUACUGCAUAG